UCGAGUAUGAACUAUCAAUACAUAUAUUGUCAAUAUUGAAUAGUUUUCUCAUGUUAAUGUGUGUUGUGUGUUAGUUAAAAUGCCUCUUCCUCCCGCUCUUGCAGCACGUUUAGCAAAACGUGGAAUAGUAAGUGAAUCAGUUCUUAAAGAAGGUGUUGAGAAAAAGAGUAAAUUAGAUACUGAAGAGGAAGUCAUAGCAGAAAACUAUGAUAGCAACUUCAAAGGUAAUGUUGUGAUAUCAAAUUAUAGUCAAGAAAAUGAAGAAGUUACAUCUAUUCAAGCAGACAAACAUUUCAAGGGCCAUUCAGGUUGUCCUAAUAAAUGGAAUGUAUAUCAUGAGUGCACAUCAUUUUGUAUUAGACAUUGGGGAAAAGGAAAGGUUAUACCCGAUCUAAUUUACAUGAGAAAAUUUAAUAGGUUAAUGGCCAAGUAUCCAUUACCUUCUAACUGGAAAGAAGUUUAUGAUCCAGGAGCAGGACGUCAUUACUUUUGGGAAAUGUCUAGUGAUAUGGUUUCCUGGUUUCCUCCUGGUCAUCCCAAAGCAUCAGUAAGUGAGGCUGCAGCUACAGUUCGAGAGGAUAGGCAUUUAGUUGCUACUGAUGCUGAUGGCUCAGAUCGUGAUUCUGAUAGUUCUAAUGAAGAAGAAGAGGAAAUAUUACCCAGAGGGAAGGAGGAAAAGAAAGUCGAACGUGAUAGGAAACACAAUGGAAGAGUCAAGACUAAAUCUAAUGAUCUCGAUCCAAUGGAUCCUGCAGCUUAUUCUGAAGCCCCUAGAGGAAAGUGGUCGGAUGGGUUGGAUCGUGGAAUUGAAGCCAAAACCGGGGUAGAUGUUACUGCUUCUGGGCCAUUGUAUCAAAUGAGACCUUAUCCCAGCCCAGGUGCUGUAUUGAGAGCUAAUGCUACUCGUGGAAAUCCGUAACUAUUUAAUUUGACUAUGUCACUGUAUACAUCAUUAUUUUAAUGAUUUUAUAUGAAGAUAAUCUUUUAAAAAUUAUAAAUAAAGUUUUCUCA
Messenger RNA from Nezara viridula (southern green stink bug), 1011 nucleotides. The record is from the annotation of a GenBank genome assembly. Lineage: Eukaryota; Metazoa; Arthropoda; Insecta; Hemiptera; Pentatomidae.